This is a messenger RNA of Populus euphratica (Euphrates poplar), 2065 nucleotides long. Its product is annotated as pyruvate kinase, cytosolic isozyme. Gene Ontology annotation, molecular function: potassium ion binding; magnesium ion binding; pyruvate kinase activity. Lineage: Eukaryota; Viridiplantae; Streptophyta; Magnoliopsida; Malpighiales; Salicaceae. The coding region runs from base 196 to 1734 and encodes 512 amino acids. Gene Ontology annotation, biological process: glycolytic process. The record is from RefSeq and is a predicted model, not a curated record. The transcript has 6 exons.
AAGAAACGGGCAGCAGCAGCAGGAGCUACCCCCAGCACUUUGCAUUGGUAAGUUGUUGAAGCUAAAUCAAUCUAUCAAUCAAUCUUCUCUUCUUCUUCUUCUUCAGUUGGAUCUGCCGGUUUCAAACACUGAAUGAAUGGAUGAUAAUUGAUCUACUUGCUUACAUGGAUAGAUAGAAAUAAAAAUAAAAAUCAAAUGGCCACCAUAGACAUAGAAGGACUCCUAAAGGAGCACCUGGAUGAUGAAGAGGGGCGUGUCCCCAAGACUAAGAUCGUUUGCACUCUGGGACCUGCUUCUCGAUCCGUACCCAUGCUCGAGAAGCUUCUCAGAGCUGGCAUGAACGUUGCUCGCUUCAAUUUCUCCCAUGGCACCCACGAGUACCACCAGGAGACCUUGAACAAUCUCAGGAUUGCUAUGCAAAACACCAACAUCCUCUCUGCUGUCAUGCUCGAUACCAAGGGACCUGAGAUUCGUACCGGUUUCCUGAAAGAUGGAAAACCUAUUCAGCUGAAGGAAGGUCAGGAAAUCACCAUCACUACUGAUUACAGCAUCAAGGGUGACACAGACACGAUCUCCAUGAGCUACAAAAAACUGCCUGUGGAUGUCAAGCCUGGGAAUACCAUAUUGUGUGCAGAUGGCACCAUCACCCUCACUGUCUUAUCUUGUGAUCCCCUGGUUGGAACUGUCAGGUGCCGUUGUGAGAACACUGCGGUGCUUGGCGAGAGAAAAAAUGUUAAUCUUCCUGGCGUUGUAGUAGAUCUUCCCACACUGACAGAGAAGGAUGAGGAAGACAUUUUGGAAUGGGGUGUUCCCAACAACAUUGAUAUGAUUGCCCUUUCUUUUGUACGCAAGGGCUCCGAUCUUGUUAACGUGCGUAAGGUUCUUGGGCCCCAUGCCAAGCAGAUACAGUUAAUGUCAAAGGUUGAGAACCAGGAGGGAGUAAUUAACUUCGAUGAGAUCUUGCGUGAGACUGACUCCUUCAUGGUUGCUCGUGGUGAUCUUGGACUGGAGAUUCCAGUUGAGAAGAUUUUCCUAGCACAAAAGAUGAUGAUAUACAAGUGCAAUCUUGUUGGCAAGCCUGUUGUGACUGCUACUCAGAUGCUCGAGUCUAUGAUCAAGUCUCCUAGGCCAACCCGUGCGGAAGCAACUGAUGUUGCUAACGCUGUCCUCGAUGGCACUGACUGUGUUAUGCUCAGCGGAGAGAGUGCAGCUGGGGCCUAUCCAGAGCUUGCAGUCAAGAUAAUGCGUCGAAUUUGUAUUGAAGCAGAAUCCUCCCUUGACUAUGGUGCCAUCUUCAAGGAUAUGAUAAGAUCAAUUCCACUUCCUAUGAGCCCAUUGGAGAGUCUCGCAUCCUCGGCUGUACGUACUGCUAACAAGGCCAAAGCAAAGCUCAUUGUGGUGUUGACACGUGGUGGGACCACAGCCAAAUUGGUUGCCAAGUACCGGCCAGCUGUCCCAAUCCUUUCCGUGGUUGUUCCCGUACUGACUACCGAUUCAUUUGACUGGGCAUGUAGUGAUGAGACCCCUGCAAGGCAUAGUCUGAUAUAUAGGGGCUUGAUUCCCCUUUUAGCAGAAGGAUCAGCCAAGGCCACGGAUGCAGAAUCUACAGAGAUGAUUUUGGAAGCUGCUCUCAAGUCAGCAACAGCGAGGGGGUUGUGCAAGCCUGGUGAUGCGGUUGUUGCACUUCAUCGCAUCGGAGCUGCCUCUGUUAUUAAAAUAUGCAUAGUGAAAUGAGCAGGUAUGUGCAACAAAGUGCCUUAGACACGGCCAGAGAGGGCAUCAAGAUGGAAGUUUAUUGCUAGCAUGGUAUCUCUUAUGCUCGUGCUUCUUGUGGACGGUUAUUGGAGAAUUGGAUUAUUUCCUUUUAUCUUGCCUGAGUCAUUUAUCCUGCCUGAGUCAUGUUAGGUGGUACUCUUAUCUCCGUUUAGAUUAGGCAGGUAGCAUAUAUAAAAUAAGCAGCAGAGCCCUUCAACUUUCUUAUAAAGACUACCUCGUUGCUUCUUGUUGAGCAGUACAUGCUCAAGAUUAUGAUUUGGAUGAAGCGAUAACGCAUCUUCCGGCAGAA